AUGCCUUCAACCCUACUGCGUGUUGUUGUGCUCGUGGCUUGCACUUUUCUUGGCCUUGUGUGCGGAACGCUAUAUCUCUACCUGUCUUAUGGCCCCCAAUUGGCAAUCCGACUCAGCUACUCUGCUGCCGACUCGUCCUCCAUUGGAUUGUUUGGUAGCGUGGGUAUAGCGCUCUCUGGUCCGAUAGCUGGAGUCGUGGUGGAUACCUAUGGAUACACCGCUGCUCUCCUGCUUGGUGCAGUCGGCAUUGUAUCCGGAUACGCAUGCCUCCAGAGACAGUACGAUGCUGCAUGGGCCAGUGUAAGUGUUCUGCGCCUGGCUCUUUUCCUCGUGGGAUGCGGCUCGACCUUCAUCAAUCUGGCAUGCCUCAAGUGCUGCGCUGUCACUUUCCCGCGCAUGCGAGGCGUGGCUACUGCCCUUCCUUUGGCGCUCUACGGUUUGCUGGCAAUGGUUUUUUCUGUCGCUGGUAGCAUGUUCUUCUCGGGAGAUCCCCUGGCAUUCCUCGCCUUCCUUGCUCGCGCCCUGUUCGGCGUGUUUGUGGUGUGCGCGCCCGCAGUAAUGCUCCGCGACGGCGCAACGACGCCAGGCCAGACAGAGAACGUGCCCAUGGUGGAUUUGUCGCGCGCGCGCCUGCCGCUCCACGCUGUGUCAUCUCAUCCUGUGCGGGCCUUGUCACCGCCGCGCCCUGCGGCUGAAGUAUCGGGCGCGCGCCUUCUCCGUUCGCCCCGAUUCUGGCUUCUUUUCAUCACAACGGGCGUGUUGGCCGCCGUUGGCCAAAUGUACAUAUACUCAGUUGGGUACAUGGCGAGCGCUCUCUCAGUUGCGCAACUGGACUCAGUAGUCAAUGCGGAACAAAACCAGCGCCUACAGGUGAGUCUUCUUUCUGUGGCCAACUGUGUCGGCCGUCUCGCUGCUGGUAUAUCGGGCGAUAUGGUGCAUCUGUGGCACUGCCCACGACGUUGGCUUCUAGUGGUCCCAGUUAUAGGGCUUUUGGUUGCGCAAGGGCUGGCACUUGCUGUUUCGGCCCCUCAUCGGUUGUCCCUUGCGUCGCUGCUUACGGGCUUUUUCUACGGCUACACGUUCUGCAUAAUGCCUCUAGUUGUGGGCGACGAGUUUGGCCUUCGUCAUUUCCUGGCUAACUGGGGCUUGGUAGGCCUUGCACCAGUGUUUCCGUCGUAUUAUUUGACGUCCUUGUUUGGACAAGUCUACGAUCUGCGAAGCAUAAACGGGGUGUGCAUGAGUGGGAGAGUCUGCUACGACUCUGUCUUUUACGUCACAACGCUAGCAGUGCUUUUAGCGGCCGUGCUGGUAGCGCUUUUCAAUCUCACCGGUCGCAUGCGACACUGA
Molecule: messenger RNA, 1347 nt
Organism: Clavispora lusitaniae ATCC 42720
Lineage: Eukaryota; Fungi; Ascomycota; Pichiomycetes; Serinales; Metschnikowiaceae
Cellular component (GO): fungal-type vacuole membrane
Source: RefSeq, a predicted model, not a curated record